GAGUGCAGCCUGGCCUAGCACCUCCUGCCAGCAUCUCUGAGCUUGUUGAGAACUCACAGGCACUGGCUACCUGGCCAUGACCACCACAUUUCUGCAAACUUCUUCCUCCACCUUUGGGGGUGGCUCUAUCCGAGGGGGUUCCCUCCUGGCUGGGGGAGGUGGCUUUGGUGGGGGGAGUCUCUAUGGGAGAGGUGGAAGCCGAAGCAUCUCAGCUUCUUCUGCUAGGUUUGUCUCUUCAGGGUCUGGAGUGGGAUAUGGGGGCGGCAUGAGCUGUGGCUUUGACGGAGGGGCUGGUAGUGGCUUCGGUGGAGGCUUUGGAGGUGGUGUUGGUGGGGGUUUUGGUGGUGGCUUUGGUGGUGGAGAUGGUGGCCUCCUCUCUGGCAAUGAGAAGAUCACCAUGCAGAACCUCAAUGACCGCCUGGCCUCCUACCUGGACAAGGUGCGUGCCCUGGAGGAGGCCAACGCCGACCUGGAGGUGAAGAUCCGGGACUGGUACCAGAGGCAGGCCCCGACCAGCCCGGAACGUGACUACAGCCAAUACUUCAAGACCAUUGAAGAGCUGCGGGACAAGAUCAUGGCCACCACCAUCGACAACUCCCGGGUCAUCCUAGAAAUCGACAACGCCAGGCUGGCUGCGGACGACUUCAGGCUCAAGUGCGCUCCCGCCUCCCUCAAUGCUUCCUGCCUUGCCCACUUCACUUGGCCUUCUCCUGGCUCGGACUCAGGCAGCCCAGGACCCCUGCCACUUCCUUUUUUGGCCUCCCUCUCUCCUCUCAGGUAUGAGAAUGAGCUGGCCCUGCGCCAGGGUGUGGAGGCUGACAUCAACGGCCUGCGCCGGGUGCUGGAUGAGCUGACCCUGGCCAGGACUGACCUGGAGAUGCAGAUCGAGGGCCUGAAUGAGGAGCUGGCCUACCUGAAGAAGAACCACGAGGAGGAGAUGAAGGAGUUUAGCAGCCAGCUGGCCGGCCAGGUCAACGUGGAGAUGGACGCGGCGCCAGGCGUGGACCUGACCCGCGUGCUGGCGGAGAUGCGGGAGCAGUAUGAGGCCAUGGCGGAGAAGAACCGCCGGGAUGCUGAGGCCUGGUUCUUCAGCAAGACUGAGGAGCUGAACAAAGAGAUGGUUUCCAACACAGAGAUGAUCCAGACCAGCAAGACGGAGAUCACAGACCUGAGACGCACGAUGCAGGGGCUGGAGAUCGAGCUGCAGUCCCAGCUCAGCAUGAAAGCCGGGCUGGAGAACUCUCUGGCCGAGACAGAGUGCCGCUAUGCCACGCAGCUGCAGCAGAUCCAGGGGCUCAUCAGCGGCCUGGAGGCACAGCUGAGCGAGCUCCGAUGUGAGAUGGAGGCUCAGAACCAGGAGUACAAGAUGCUGCUGGACAUCAAGACGCGGCUGGAGCAGGAGAUCGCCACCUACCGCAGCCUGCUGGAGGGCCAGGACGCCAAGAUGGCUGGCAUUGGCAUCAGGGAAGCCUCUUUGGGAGGUGGCGGUGGCAGCAGCAACUUCCACAUCAACAUAGAGGAGUCAGUGGAUGGAAAGGUGGUUUCUUCCCGCAAGAGAGAAAUCUAAGUGCCCGUCGCAGGAGAAACGUCCCUCGCCACCCCCCACUCUCAUCAGGCCAAGAGGGGGACUGGCCAGAGGGGCUGCACACGCAAACCCCGGUCCCUCAGCCUCUUAUUUCAGGGCUUUGCAUGCGCUCUGUUCCCCCUCUACCUCUCCCUGACUUCCUCAGAGCAAGGAGGUGCAAGAAGCAGCUGUAUUGUGUAAUGAGCUCAUUUGUACGGUGUCUGUUCCUGCAAUAAAGAAUUACUUUUCCUUUUGCAAAUAUA
Messenger RNA from Saimiri boliviensis boliviensis (Bolivian squirrel monkey), 1827 nucleotides. Lineage: Eukaryota; Metazoa; Chordata; Mammalia; Primates; Cebidae. The record is from RefSeq and is a predicted model, not a curated record.